GGGCGGAGUCAAGAUUGGGGGCGGAGCCGACGCCUCGGUCCGCUGCAGAGCUCUCCAGAGCUCCCGCCGCUGCGAUUCGAUCCCGGACCCGGGCCACCCACGGGGAGGUGGGCGCUCUUUGGCCCUGGGCUCUGAAAAGCCCUGAAGGCAAGACUGACUGGAUGCUGUAUCCCCCGGGGCUGACCCCCGAGGCUCUACUAUGGACGGCGACAGCGAAGUGGAUUUUUCCAGCAACAGUUUAACCCCUUUGUGGCGAAGGCGGUCAACCCCUCAGCCCCAGCUGCUGGGCCGAAGCAAGCCGCGGCCCCAGUCCUACCAGAGCCCCAGCGGGUUGCUGAUCACGGAUUUCCCGGUGGAGGAUCUAGGGACGCUCCCCGCGGCUCAGACUCCUGCCCAGGUGCCCACUGCCUCCGACGGCAGGACGGUCCAGAGAAGCCCACUGCUUCUGUGCGCCCACCGAGGGGCAAUAACCAACGGGAGGACCGUCUCCCCGGAGUACAGAGCUGUCUCUCCUCGGCUCCGACGGCCUAAGUCACCCCAGGUCCCCAAAGCGGCGUCGGGUGGCUCCCCUAAAUCUACAGCCAACGGCACGGUGACCUCGCCUGCGCCGCAGCUGCUGCACCCACUGCGGACUCAAGCGCCCGCCCCCUGCAGCCCCGAGGGGAACACAGCCGGAUUCCCCGCCAGCCCCCUGCCUUCGCCUACUACAAAUGGGCUUACCCCUUACAUUGCCUCCUCAGGCGCCCGUUCGCUUCCCGGCCAGGUGGCUAAGGACCCUGAGCGGGGACCCUCAAGACUUUCUCCUGUGCCCCAGAACAGGUCUUUGGAACAAAAACUACCCCUCCAAAGGCUGCCCUCACAGGAGAACGAGCUCCCGGAGAAUCCUUCAGUGGUUUUGAGCACAAACAGCCCCGCCGCCCUCAAAGUGGGGAAGCAGCAGAUCAUUCCGAAGAGCCUGGCCUCGGAGACUAAAAUAAGUAAAUCCAACAGUCAGAACGUGGAGCCUCACAAGAGGCUGCUCAAGGUGCGCAGCAUGGUGGAGGGUCUUGGAGCGCCCCUGGGCCCCGCAGAGGACGAGGGCGAGGCGGAGAACGAUGUGGACAGCCCGGGGUCUCUGCGGAGAGGUUUGCGGUCCACGUCGUAUCGCAGGGCAGUGGUCAGUGGCGUUGAUUUUGACAGUCCUACCACCUCGAAGAAGAAGAACAGAAUGUCCCAGCCUGUUCUGAAAGCAGUGAUGGAAGACAAGGAGAAGUUUUCCAGCCUGGGGAGGAUAAAGAAAAAAAUGCUGAAAGGACAAGGAACAUUUGAUGGGGAAGAAAACGCUGUCCUGUAUCAGAACUACAAAGAAAAGGCCCUUGACAUUGACUCUGAUGAAGAGUCGGAGCCCAAAGAACAGAAAUCGGAUGAAAGAAUCGUGAUUCACCAUAAGCCGCUGAGAUCUACGUGGAGUCAGCUCUCAGCGGUGAAAAGAAAUGGAUUAUCUCACACGGUUAGCCAGGAGGAAAGAAAGAGGCAAGAGGCUAUCUUUGAAGUCAUAUCCUCUGAACAUUCAUAUUUACUGAGCUUGGAGAUCUUGAUACGAAUGUUUAAAAAUUCUAAAGAACUGAGUGAUACAAUGACCAAGACAGAGAGUCACCAUCUUUUCUCCAAUAUUACAGAUGUCUGUGAGGCAAGCAAAAAAUUCUUCACAGAGUUGGAAGCAAGACAUCAGAAUAAUAUCUUCAUAGAUGACAUAAGUGACAUUGUGGAAAAACACACAGCGUCCACAUUUGACCCGUACGUGAAAUACUGCACAAAUGAAGUCUACCAACAGCGGACACUACAAAAAUUGUUAGCCACCAACCCAUCUUUUAAGGAAGUUUUGUCCCGAAUCGAGUCCCAUGAAGACUGUAGGAACUUACCCAUGAUCUCUUUUCUCAUUCUCCCUAUGCAGAGGGUGACCCGCCUUCCCCUGCUGAUGGACACCAUCUGUCAAAAGACACCUAAGGACUCUCCAAAGUAUGAAGUCUGCAAAAGGGCCUUGAAGGAAGUAGGCAAGUUGGUUCGACUCUGCAAUGAAGGAGCCCGGAAGAUGGAAAGGACUGAAAUGAUGUACACGAUUAACUCCCAGCUGGAAUUCAAAAUUAAGCCUUUUCCUCUAGUCUCCUCUUCCCGGUGGUUGGUAAAGAGGGGUGAGUUGACAGCCUAUGUAGAAGACACUGUGCUUUUCUCAAAGAGGACGUCCAAACAGCAAGUCUACUUCUUUCUCUUUAACGACGUGCUCAUCAUCACCAAGAAGAAGAGUGAAGAAAGUUACAAUGUCAAUGAUUAUUCUUUAAGAGAUCAGCUACUGGUGGAGUCUUGUGACAGUUGGGAGCUUAAUUCUUCUCCAGGGAAGAACAGUUCGACGAUGCUGUAUUCCAGACAGAACUCUGCCAUUCACCUCUUCACGCUGACAGUCCUUAGUAACCACGCGAACGAGAGAGUGGAGAUGCUGCUGGGAGCUGAGACGCAGAGUGAGCGGGCCCGCUGGAUAACCGCCCUAGGACACAGCAGUGGGAAGCAGCCUCCAGAUCGAACCUCACUGACCCAGGUGGAAAUCAUUAGAUCGUUUACUGCCAAGCAGCCAGAUGAGCUCUCCCUGCAGGUGGCAGAUGUGGUCCUCAUUUAUCAACGUGUCAGCGAUGGCUGGUAUGAAGGGGAGAGACUGCGAGAUGGAGAAAGAGGCUGGUUUCCUAUGGAAUGUGCCAAGGAGAUAACAUGCCAAGCUACCAUUGAUAAGAAUGUGGAAAGAAUGGGACGUUUGCUGGGACUGGAGACCAAUGUGUAGCCUCUCCCAUGGUAUUUAGUUACUGCACAUUUGCACUACAUCAUGGUGGGCUGGUUGGUUCAGGGCUGGUUUUAAUUUUAACACAGCCUAUUUGUUAAAAGAAUGGAAACACUUGCCUUUAAGCUUGCCAGGUGGUCCUGUUCUCUCAGAGGAACAGCUACUGGAUCCAGGUAGCCAAACUCACUUUGUGCACAGCGCUCCUUUUGCAGAAGGUAAACAGGACAGCUGAGCUGGCCACUUCAGGGGUCAGGCAGCCUCAGCUCCUGGUCGCACCAUGUUCUGGCAUAAAAACAAAACGUAUGUAAGACGCUGUGUCCUGGUUUUCUCCAGCUUCACUUCACCCCUCUUUCAAUAUCGCCUUCAUGUGGUUCUUCCAGUGUUAGCAGGGUUUUAUGUCUUUAAGGAAUGCCCACUUCUGUAAAUAUUUUCUGCCUCAUAUUUCAGACCUGAUCCUAAUGCUGUCUUCAUUUCAGGAGGAACUGGUAGAGUUCUCAAGGUGAGCUAAGUUUUUCUAAAUCUUUCCCUGGGAAAGAGAAAUUGACACUUGAAUUUUUGCUGCCUCUUUCCUCAUUAGAAGGGAAAGUAUGGAGUCUAUAAGAUUUUUUUUUAAUCCAUCUCACCCAAUAUUGGUCUUAGAUAAGUAUAGCCUAAUAAAAACUAAGCUACUCUAACAACAUAGAAUUUAGAUGGUUCAUGCAUGUAAGAAAAUCCUAAAUCUAGGACAGAGGUUCUACUUUUAAAAAAUAGUCCCCAAUGAGCUGGUAAACUGACGUGAGGCUGAUUUGCCUUCAAGGUUUUUGACUGUUCUCCCAUUUCCAAAAGGAAAUUGGCUGAAACACACUUUUAACAAUUUAACGAUCUCAAGGAAGAUAAAAUUGGGCCUUAAAAAGUAUCAAGCCAGCAUGGUACCUAAAUGAAACAUAACAUUUUGACCUUAAUGGAAACUCCGUAUGAUUUGGAGCCUCUUUUAAUGGCAGGUGUCUGCAGAACUUUAUUUCUCCCACUAGUGCCAGGAGAGAGAAAAGUCAUUGUAAUAGUACAUACAUUUCGUAAGGAGGGAAUGCGGGUUUGGGAGACUUAGGGAGAUGGAGUGAUGGUUCCUGGCAGCUACGUUCCCUCUCUGGCUACUCCGUUCUCUUCCACAGAGGGGGGCAAACCUGGCAAAGGAGGGUACAUCAGUCAGGGACUCAGAGCCACGUGUGACAUGCCCCAGAUGCUGUCUGCCAGCCAGUUACCUGCUUGUGAGUAACGUGGCAGAAGGGAGUUGAGUGUGCCAGGCUCGCAUGCUCUGUCCCGUCACCACAGCACUGAGCCCAUGAGGGGGGCACCUGUGGCCUCCUCCGUGGAUUGCUCUUCUUACCUGUGCACACAUUUCUGAGCUCCUUGAGGGCUGGGUCAGUCCGUCAGUGAAGAACAGCAGUGGACACAUAGCAAGCGAGGUCUCGGGGCUGGUAAAACAAGAACUCUUGUUUCCUCUUUGAUGUCAGGCCUUUUAGAGGAAAGGCUAACAAGUUAUAAUCUGUGAUGUCAUUUAGGAAGGAAGGUAAAUGUGUUGCUUGCAAAAGGAUCAUUUCGUAUUAUUUUUGCUAACAGCCUGUUGAAACUAAAAAGCAGUUAUGCAAAUCCUGUGAAUUAAUUUAUAAGUAGAGAUGUUACACAGUUCUGGAAAUAUGUGCAUCUUAUAAGUCAAAGCCUAUUUAGCAAGCAAGUUAGUACUGUUGUUAGAUGAAGUGUUUUACGGCAGACAUUAACACUCACCGUGUUCCCUUCUGCCGUGAACUGUCGUUUUUACAUGACACAGUAUUGUUUUUCAAACUAGUUGUUUCUAGGAAUAGCUUCUCUGAACUGUACAAUGACUUCAUUCAGUGACCUGUGGAGAACAAAAAUACUCAUCUGUGUCCCAAUGAAUUGAGACUGCUUGUACACUUUUGACAAAUAUGUGAAUUUAUAAAGAUUUUGUAUAUAC
Vicugna pacos (alpaca) is the source of this 4775-nucleotide messenger RNA. RefSeq names its product Rho guanine nucleotide exchange factor 26 (gene ARHGEF26). Gene Ontology annotation, biological process: activation of GTPase activity. The record is from RefSeq and is a predicted model, not a curated record. Lineage: Eukaryota; Metazoa; Chordata; Mammalia; Artiodactyla; Camelidae. Gene Ontology annotation, molecular function: protein binding; guanyl-nucleotide exchange factor activity.